AUGCUGCUUCCGAAUCAGCUUUUUUGUGUGGCAAGUGCCACAAUGCUGUUUUCUCUCUUCCUCUCCGAAGGGAGAAGAGGGUUGUACGAGGCACAGGCACUACGACCCUCUCGAGCAACAGGUCAGGAUUUCCGAGGCUACGAAGACAAGACUGGCACCUUUGCCAACGCUGAAGGUUCACAUCUCAGCGCUGGCUCGAAAUCCGACGAUUGUGAAACUGCGGAAGAAGGGCACGAAAAUAUGCGUUCAUUCGCUGAGCAAGCGGGGCAUGGGAUACAUGCGACGACGGACGAAGAAGGGCUAGUCAGUGCGGCUGCAAGAAUAGCGCAGCUAAACCCUGAAGAGACCGUAGAAAGAUGGCACGCAGAACAAGCCCGAGGAACACAAGUUGGUGAUUUUCUGGACAAACUUCUUGGGACAAAGAAUAUAAAAGUUACUGACGAAGAGCGGGAAAGGAUCAAACCGUUUGCUCCAGCAUCUGGACCUCGAUCAUACACCUUCUCUGUGGAAAAAGUUCAAAAAAGAUCACCAUUCCCUGGAGAGCUUUAUCGGACACGUCAAGAGCCAGCUCUUGCGCCCAGACGGGAAACAAGCGGUUUUUUCCUCUCAUUAGGAGGCGCACACAAGAAAUCUUCAGACGAGAAAGAGUCAGACGCCGACAAAAAAAGCUGGGGAUCAGCAAUAGGCGAAGCUGUAGACUACGCGGGAGACAAGGUUGCUGAAGGCUGGAAUGCGCUGGCUGCAAGAUUUACGAGUCCACAAAGUAACCAGGUGGCUUCCGAGGCAGCAGCUCGGACAGCAGAAGAAAGGGGAGAUGUGGACGCUGUGUCUGAGACAGCGCAUCGGCCAGUGACAGAACUAGGGCCGGAUGAGAAAAAGCCAACGGCCGAUGGAACGAUGAAGCUUGCGUGCGAGUGCAGAACUGCGCAAGCAAAGCCUCAUCACUAA
Molecule: messenger RNA, 948 nt
Organism: Neospora caninum
Lineage: Eukaryota; Apicomplexa; Conoidasida; Eucoccidiorida; Sarcocystidae
Exons: 10
Coding region: 1-948 (315 amino acids)
Source: RefSeq, a predicted model, not a curated record